Lasiodiplodia theobromae is the source of this 1647-nucleotide messenger RNA. RefSeq names its product Major intrinsic protein. Gene Ontology annotation, molecular function: succinyl-CoA:3-oxo-acid CoA-transferase activity. The coding region runs from base 1 to 1647 and encodes 548 amino acids. The record is from RefSeq and is a predicted model, not a curated record. Gene Ontology annotation, biological process: ketone body catabolic process. NCBI's taxonomy places the organism in Eukaryota, Fungi, Ascomycota, Dothideomycetes, Botryosphaeriales, Botryosphaeriaceae. The transcript has 5 exons.
AUGGCGCUCCCACAGCGCGCCCUCAGAAUAGCCCGCAGCGGCCUCCCAGCGCUCCAAUGCGCCGCCUCGCGCACCGCACUAUGCGCAUCACGACCACUCGCAGCACCUCUCCCAGUUACCAUCCGCUACGUCCGCAGCGAGCGCCGCGGUUUCAAGAAAGAUGCCAGCCCCUCAGCAGCCGCCAAAGCGCCGCCCAAGAACCGAGGCGCAUCGAAGCUGUACGCCAGCGCCGACGACGCCAUCGCCGACCUGAAAAGCGGCUCGACCGUCCUCAGCGCCGGCUUUGGCGUGUGCGGCAUCGCACAAACCCUCAUCGAAGCCAUCGCCCGCCGCGGCGCCUCCUCCCUCCACUCCCUCACCGCCGUCUCCAACAACGCCGGCGCCGGGCAAUACGGCCUCGCCCUGCUCGCCCAAUCCGGCCAGGUCACGCGGCUGAUCCUCUCCUACCUCGGCGCAAACAAGCACCUCGAGAAAGAAUACCUGGCGGGCCGCAUCGCCGUCGAGCUGACGCCGCAGGGCACGAUCGCGGAGCGGCUGCGCGCGGCCGGCGCCGGCAUCCCGGCCUUCUACACGGCGACGGGCGUCAACACGCUCGUGCAGACGGGCGGGAUACCGGUCAGGUUAGGAGGCGAGGGCGGCAAGGAGGUGCUGGAGCACGGGAGGAAGAAGGAGACGAGGACGUUUGGCGGGAGGGAGUACGUGAUGGAGGAGGCGCUGAGGGGGGAUGUCGCGAUCCUGCGCGCGUGGCGUGUGGAUGAGGCGGGGAACUGCCAGUUCAGGUACACGACGAAGACGUUUGCGCCGCUGAUGGCGAAGGCGGCGGAUGUGGCGAUCGUUGAGGCGGAGGAGAUUGUGCCGGUUGGCGCGAUCGAGCCGGAUAAUGUGCAUUUGCCGGGUAUCUUUGUUGAUCGGAUUGUGCCGGCGACGGCGGAGAAGAGUGUUGAGGUGCGGAAGGUGAGGGAGGUGGGGAAGGAGCAGAAGCUCGAUCCAAAGAGGGAGCGCAUCGCGCGCAGGACGGCGAAGGAGCUGAAGGAGGGGUACUAUGUCAAUCUCGGCGUGGGCAUUCCGACGCUUGCGCCGAGCUUUUUGGAUCCCGAGGUCAAGGUGUGGAUCCAGAGCGAGAACGGGCUGCUGGGAAUGGGACCGUAUCCGACGGAGGAUGAAGUCGACCCCGACCUCAUCAAUGCCGGAAAGGAGACCGUCACGCUCGUGCCCGGUGCUUCGACGUUUGACAGCGCUGAAUCUUUCGGCAUGAUCCGCGGUGGCCAUGUUGAUGUUUCCGUCCUCGGUGCUCUCCAAGUCAGCGCGUCUGGAGACCUCGCCAACUACAUGAUUCCUGGCAAGACGUUCAAGGGCAUGGGAGGCGCUAUCGACCUCGUGUCGAAUCCCGACAUCACCAAGAUCAUCGUCGCAACAGAGCAUGUUGCCAAGGACGGGUCUUCGAAGAUCGUGCAGGAGUGCAAGCUCCCGUUAACUGGUGCGAAGGUGGUCAGCACGAUCAUAACGGACAUGUGCGUGUUCCAAGUCGAUAGAGCGAAUGGUGGGUUGACACUCACCGAAGUUGCUCCCGGUGUUUCUGUCGAAGAGGUCCAGAGCAAGACGGAUGCGAAGUUUAAGGUGGCAGAGGAUCUGAAGACCAUGGAGUAA